Poeciliopsis prolifica (blackstripe livebearer) is the source of this 6368-nucleotide messenger RNA. It is a transcript of the gene rptor, whose product is annotated as regulatory associated protein of MTOR, complex 1. NCBI's taxonomy places the organism in Eukaryota, Metazoa, Chordata, Actinopteri, Cyprinodontiformes, Poeciliidae. Gene Ontology annotation, biological process: TORC1 signaling; cellular response to amino acid stimulus; cellular response to starvation. The transcript has 36 exons. Gene Ontology annotation, molecular function: protein binding; protein-macromolecule adaptor activity. Bases 439 to 4515 code for a protein of 1358 amino acids. Gene Ontology annotation, cellular component: TORC1 complex; cytoplasm. The record is from RefSeq and is a predicted model, not a curated record.
AUGGCUGCGCCCUUGCUGAAGUGCUGAAGAAGUGCCUCUGCGGAGAUAUUCUCGGGUCUGUGUGUCGUUUUCAAGAAAACCUUCAAGCCAAAUCAGCUUCUCGGGUCGCUGGUUUGCAGGGCAACACCGCGGGACCCCCAGCAUCGAUAAGUGUGGCCGUCUCUUCCCGUGGCUGUGGCAGACUGUCCGUGUGAAGAUGGGCCUCGUCUCCAGCCCCGUCCCAUAGCAAAGAGCCCCGGGGAGAGGAACCGCAGGUUCCCCUGCAAACACGCACCCGUCCAGCUCGCCUUUGACGGAUUCGACCUCCUGUACCGGCUUUGGACGCUCCCCUACAGUUUCCUGACAAGGAUUAUCUGCGCCACCGUGUCUGUCAUCGUCCGGAGACGGAGAGCUGCUUCCCCAUCCAGGGUUGAUAAUCCCGCCGCACCAAGGGCCCUGAUGAAAAUGGACUCGGAUUUGCUUCAUUCCCCGGCUGUGGGGCUCACUGAGGAGGAGGAGGCAGACAUGAAUGACUGGAAGCUUCCUUUGACCUUCAUGAAGAAAAGGCACUUGGAGAAGAUCGAGGGCUCCAAGGCGUUGGCACAGAGCUGGAGGAUGAAAGACAGGAUGAAGACUGUGAGUGUUGCUCUGGUUCUGUGUCUCAAUGUGGGAGUGGACCCCCCUGAUGUGGUCAAGACAUCCCCCUGUGCCAGGCUGGAGUGUUGGAUAGAUCCUCUGUCAAUGAGCCCACAGAAAGCCCUGGAGACCAUUGGGGCAAACUUGCAGAAGCAGUACGAAAACUGGCAGCCCAGGGCACGCUACAAACAGAGUCUGGACCCCACAGUGGACGAAGUGAAGAAACUUUGCACAUCACUGAGACGUAACGCCAAAGAGGAGAGAGUCCUCUUCCACUACAACGGCCAUGGAGUUCCUCGGCCCACCGUCAAUGGGGAAAUCUGGGUUUUUAACAAGAAUUACACACAAUACAUCCCGCUGUCCAUCUACGACCUGCAGACGUGGAUGGGGAGCCCGUCCAUUUUUGUUUACGACUGCUCCAACGCGGGAAUUAUCGUCAAGUCGUUUAAGCAGUUCGCCCUGCAGAGAGAACAAGAGCUGGAGGUUGCGGCCAUCAAUCCCAGCCACCCACUCGCACAGAUGCCGCUUCCGCCCUCCAUGAAGAACUGCAUCCAACUGGCUGCAUGUGAGGCAAACGAGCUGCUGCCCAUGAACCCGGACCUCCCUGCUGACCUGUUCACCUCCUGUCUCACCACACCCAUCAAAAUCGCACUUCGAUGGUUCUGUAUGCAAAAGAGUGCCAAGUUGGUGCCAGGGGUGACGUUAGACCUCAUUGAGAAGAUCCCUGGCAGGCUCAACGACAGACGCACGCCCCUCGGAGAGCUCAACUGGAUCUUCACUGCCAUCACCGACACCAUUGCGUGGAACGUGCUGCCCAGAGAUCUGUUCCAGAAGUUGUUUCGUCAGGACUUGCUGGUGGCCAGCUUGUUUCGCAAUUUCCUGCUUGCAGAGAGGAUAAUGAGGUCGUACAACUGUACACCAGUGAGCAGCCCCCGUCUGCCCCCCACAUACAUGCACGCCAUGUGGCAAGCUUGGGACUUGGCCGUGGACAUCUGCCUCUCUCAGCUGCCUACCAUCAUCGAGGAGGGCACCGCCUUCAGACACAGUCCAUUCUUCGCAGAGCAGCUCACGGCGUUUCAGGUCUGGUUGACCAUGGGUGUGGAGAACAGAAACCCUCCUGAGCAGCUCCCUAUAGUGCUGCAGGUUCUCCUGAGUCAAGUGCAUCGGCUGAGGGCUCUGAACCUGCUUGGACAGUUCCUGGAUUUGGGACCCUGGGCCGUCAGUCUGGCCCUGUCUGUUGGGAUCUUCCCAUAUGUGUUAAAGCUGCUCCAGAGUUCAGCCAGGGAGCUGCGGCCGCAGCUGGUGUUCAUCUGGGCCAAAAUCCUUGCUGUGGAUAGUUCAUGUCAAGCUGACCUGGUGAAAGACAACGGACACAAGUAUUUCCUGUCUGUAUUAGCCGACAGUUACAUGCCUGCGGAACAUCGUACCAUGGCCGUUUUCAUUUUGGCUGUCAUCGUCAACAACUACAACACAGGCCAGGAGGCCUGUCUCCAGGGUAACCUGAUCGCCAACUGCCUGGAGCAGCUUUCUGACCCCCACCCGUUGCUCCGGCAAUGGGUGGCGAUCUGCCUGGGCCGGAUCUGGCAGAACUUUGAACCAGCGCGCUGGUGUGGCGUCCGAGACAGCGCUCAUGAGAAGUUGUAUACGCUGCUGUCAGAUCCCAUCCCUGAGGUAAGAUGUGCUGCUGUGUUUGCUCUGGGAACAUUUGUUGGAAACUCUGCUGAAAGGACCGACCACUCCACCACCAUCGACCACAACGUGGCUAUGAUGCUGGCUCAACUCAUCAACGAUGGCAGCCCUGUGGUCCGCAAGGAGCUGGUGGUAGCCCUGAGUCACCUGGUGGUCCAGUAUGAGAGCAACUUCUGCACAGUUGCCCUCCAGUUCAUAGAAGAAGAGAAGAACUACGUCGUGCCAUCACCAGCCAAUGCUGCAGAACCCGGCAACAUGACUCCAGUGAGAGACAGCCCGGCCAUCCCUCGUCUGCGAUCCGUCAAUUCGUACACCAAUAUCCGAGCGGUAACCACCGCCCGCAAUCUGAACAAAAGUCUACAGAACCUCAACUUGAAUGAAGAAGGCGGUCCAGCAGCAUUCUCUCCUGGUAACCUGAGUACCAGCAGCAGUGCCAGCAGCACGCUGGGGAGUCCCGACAACGACGAGUACAUCCUCUCAUUUGAAACCAUCGACAAGAUGCGGCGGGUUUCUUCAUAUUCCUCCCUAAACUCCCUUAUAGGUGUGUCCUUCAACAGUGUUUAUACUCAGAUAUGGAGAGUGCUGCUCCACCUAGCCGCAGAUCCGUUCCCAGAAGUUUCAGAUUUGGCCAUGAAAGUGCUCAAUAGCAUCGCAUACAAGGCAACCAUGAACGCCAGACCUCAGAGGAUCCUGGACUCUGGAUCUCUGACUCAGUCGGCGCCGGCCAGUCCCACCAGCAAAGGCACGCACAUCCAUCAGGCAGGCGGCUCUCCGCCCAUGCCCAGUACCAGCAGCUCCAGUCUGACCAAUGAAGUCCCCAAGCCCCCUGCCAGAGAGCAGCCAGCAACACGGCCCCCCUACACCCCAACGCUGGGAGGACAGGCACCCCACUCACACCAGUUCCCCCGCACACGCAAGAUGUUUGACAAGGGACCAGAACAGGCAGCUGAAGAUGGUGAGGAGCCGGGUGGUCACAGGAACUACGUGAGUCUGGCCCUGCAAACAGGCCUGUGUGACUGGAGUGCCAAGUAUUUUGCUCAGCCUGUCAUGAAGAUCCCAGAGGAGCAUGACCUGGAGAGCCAGGUCAGGAUGGAGCGGCAGUGGAGGUUCCUGAGAAAUGCUCGCGUUAGAAGACAGAGUCGAGUCAUCACACAAAGAGGCAUUUCUCGUCUUGACGAUCAAAUAUUCAUCAACCGUAACCCCGGAGUGCCGUCUGUUGUGAAGUUUCACCCCUUCAACACCUGCAUCGCUGUGGCCGACAAGGACAGCAUCUGUUUCUGGGACUGGGAGAAGAGUGAGAGGCUGGACUACUUCUACAACGGAAACCCUCGUUACACCCGGAUCACUGCCAUGGAGUACCUGAAUGGACAUGACUGUUCGUUACUGCUCACUGCGACAGAUGAUGGAGCGUUGCGUGUCUGGAAGAACUUUGCUGACCAGAAGAACCCAGAGAUGGUAACAGCGUGGCAGGGCCUCUCCGACAUGCUGCCAACCACCAGAGGUCAGCCCUCCUCCAGCACCCACAGUCUGGCCAGAAGGGUUUCCAUCUAUCUUGACAGGAGCAAACAAGGAGGAGCUGGGAUGGUCGUGGACUGGGAACAGGAAACUGGUUUGCUCAUGACGUCGGGAGACGUGAGAGUCAUUCGGAUCUGGGACACAGACAGGGAGAUGAAGGUCCAGGACAUCCCGACUGGAGCCGACAGCUGUGUGACCAGCCUGUCCUGCGACUCCCAGCGCUCGCUCAUCGUUGCGGGUCUGGGUGACGGAUCGGUGCGCGUCUUCGAUCGCAGGAUGGGCCCCAGCGAAUGUCGAGUGAUGACCUACAGGGAACACGGAGCCUGGGUGGUUAAAGCUCACCUGCAGAAGGAGACGGAUGGAAACAUUAUUAGUGUCAGUGUCAACGGAGACGUUCGGUUCUUUGAACCGCGGACCCCAGACUCGAUAAAUGUGCUGCAGACUGUAAAGGGAUUAACGGCCUUGGACAUCCACCCACAGGCCAACCUCUUCGCCUGUGGAUCGAUGAACCAGUUCAUAGCCGUCUACAACGCCAACGGCGACGUGAUCAGCAAUAUAAAGUACUACGACGGCUUCAUGGGACAGAGGAUCGGUGCUAUCAGCUGUUUAGCUUUCCAUCCACACUGGCCCCACUUGGCUGUGGGAAGCAACGACUACUACAUGUCCAUCUACUCAGCAGAGAAGAGGCUCAGAUAACACACCAGCACAGCUCCUCUCCCCCGACCUCCACCUUCUGACCCUGAGCCUCGCGCACUGGGAUGGAAAGGAUGUUUUCUUUUGGGUUUUUUUGUUUGUUUGUUUUUUUUUUGUACAUAUGCAAUUCACCACCGUGAAUGUUCAAGUGAUGGCUGCUCUCAAAAACUCAAUGCUACGUCUCUAUACAUAUAUACAUACAUAUAUAUAUAUAUAAUUAUUGUUAUUAUUAUGAUUGUUCAUUCAUAUUCUUAUUAUGAGGCUAAUGAUUGUAGACUUGGCUGUGCUGAGGAGUUUGUGUGUAUAUAAUUAGCAGAAGAAGAAGAGGUUAUAUUUUAAAGAAGUUCUACCCCUGGAUGCCUGCAGCUCCUCCUGGCUGCACAGCGAGCAUCACUACCUGAAUGAACUGUGACCCGACACCCACACAAGCCCACAGUGGGGUCACACACUCUUCAGACAGACACACCGAAACAGGACGCAUGGACUGAGCCCCUCCCUUCCCACACAAACACACGCACACACACCUCCCUGCGCUGGACCCUUGUGUUUAUGUGUUGCAGAUUCACUGCAAAGAGAAGCAGCUUUAAUACCAGAAGCGAUGGCCUGCGCUUGUUGUUGUGUGACUGACGUUAAGAGGGAUUAUUUUUCUGUGUGUGUGUGUGUUGUUGUAGCACAGAUGAGCCCCACAGUGGGGCCCCCGGUGUGCCAAACAUAGUCAGAAUCCUCCACCUCUUUAUUGCAGCACUAAAACUAAUUUAUCUGUUCUGGGUUUUUGUUUUUUUAAUCGAGUAAAAACCUGGAACUCCUCCCAGAAAACACAGCGGCACCCACCUGGAGGCUGAUUGGCUCACUUACCCAAAGCAAUAAGGCUGCGCCUGCUGCAGCUCGGCAAUACAAACACUCAGUUUUAGUUUGAUCGUUUUCACCAGCAGAGCAUCAGGCAGGUUCUUCUGCUUCCGUCAGAGACAGGAAGGACAUCAGAUGUUUUUUUCCUGUCACGGCCUAAACUGCUGAUCAACAUAAACAAAUACCAUCCGAAGAGAGUUAAAAACAAGCUUUGCUUCAGUCCUGAAAAAUCACUCUGGCAGGAUUUUAGAUUAACUUAUUUAUUAAUUUCAGCUCCAGCUUCCUUUGCUACGAUCAUGUGUUGGAGAACUAGCGGUGUGUUUGGUGUUAGCUGCCUGCUCAUCUCAACAUCACUGUGCUUUAGUCGGCACCCUUGAUUUCACUCAGGAAUCUAAAGAACCCACCUCAAACAGCUGACCUCAGAGCAGUGAGGAUGCUCAGGUUACUCACGUGUUUUUGAGAUGAGUGUCACUGUGGUGCAUUUAGGGUACAGCUCUGACGUUCGUUUUUUUCUGCGCGUGCCCUAUCACCAACAACGUGCCUCUUCAUCCGGGCCGCAGCUUUGCCUUCUUAGCUUCUUCUUUUUAAGUGUUACUUUUCGGUUUCUCUUCAUGUAAUUUAUGUUUUUAAGUGCUUCCUUUUGCUCAUAUUUGCCUCGGCCUCACCCUCUCAGAUGCUACCCCGCUCCUCCUGCGUUACAUGACUGCAAGUUUGCUUUUCCGUGUAAAAGUCACCAGUUGGAGCCAGUGGUCCGGACCACCACAGCACCGUACCGCUUCAGCGCCGUUUGGUUCACUUCAGCAGGCAUCAACAGACCAGAACCACAUUCAACUAAAGUUAUUUUAAGAUUUUAGACUUUGGCGGGGGGGGCAAUGAGACUUUAACACAGUAGUAAGAAAAGAAAAGUGAAAACAAUCAGGUUUGUCUCUGUGACUGUAGACGCCUUCCCUGACUGUGGUUUAUAAAAACGAGAGAUGAAAUCAAUGAAAUAAACCAAAUACAACACCUGA